UGCUCCUCUUCGUCAAACAUCUUCUCAUCUCCUUUUUUCCCAAAACCCACACCCCAACUUUACAAAAAAAACACAAAAAAACACGACUUUCUCUUUCCUCCACUCUCUAUCUCUCUCUAAAAAACGCAAAAUUCUGUUCAUUUCUCUGCAAAAAAAAGAGCCGAAAUCUUAACGGAAAAAUUCUGUUCAUUUCUCUGCAAAAAAAGAGCCGAAAGCUUAACGUUGUGCUCUUUUCGUUGCUGCUAUCAUAUUUUCAUGGUAGUGGUGAUGGAAGAGUUUAGGGUUCUGUUGUUUUGUUACAUUAUCUCCUCUUAAUUCACACUGUUUUUUCAAAUUGACAUCAAUUUUGAAGCUCUAUUAAUGGCGGGUGUUGGUGAAAAUGGCGCUUCGGCUUCGUCUAAUGCAGACUGGAGCGCACCAGCUCCGAGUCCGAGGUCUUUUAUCUCUACAUUUUUUGGAGGAGACGAUUCCUCAUCUGGGAAGCCUUUCCUGCUCGGUCUAGAGAGGGAAAAGGGCGAGAGAGAGAGCUUUGAUGGUGGAUUCUGGCAGAGAUCUGGUUUCUCUGGCAUGGGGUUCCGGAAAGAGUCUAGUUUUUCGGGCGGAGUUGAUGGAAAAGGGAACGAUAGGGAAAAGGGAGGGAGUCUCAUUGAGAGGAGAGGGAAUGGAGGGGUCCCAAGAAUUAAUGUGGCGAGGUUCAGAUCGCUUAGCCCUCUGUCUUCUCCUGCUGUUCAGUCUCCUUACCUUACAAUUCCUCCGGGUCUUAGCCCCACCACCUUGCUUGAUUCUCCGGUACUUCUCUCGAAUUCAAAGGCUCAACCUUCCCCAACAACUGGAACUUUUCCAUUUCCACCUCUCAGUCAAAAUAGUUCAGAAUCAGUUGCAGCUGCGUCUGAUGCAAAUAGGGACGAAGAUAUUGAUGACUUUGAUCCUUCCUCAUUUGUUUUCAAGCCUCAUGUAGAUUCAGUCUCGGUGUCUUUCUUGCAAGAUGCAAUCAACCAGGCCUCUGUCGACUCAAAUCAGGCUCAACCUGUGGCAGGGUCUGAAACCCAUUGUCAGAGUCAAUCUCAUGGACAACCACAAGCGGAAAAUGAAUAUCAGGCAGCUUUUGUAAAAUCAACACUGCUGAGCAAUAGCACAAGUGACCCUGUGCCUCAUCCUGAAGCUCCCAACAUUAGGGUUGAAGAAACCAACUGCAUUUCCCUUCAAGGUGGGCCUCCUCCUGGUGUGCCUGUUGAACAAGUUCCUGAGCACCAUCAUCAACAAAUUGUAGAGGAUUUUGGGGGGCAGCAAAUUUUUGAAGGAGAUUCGAAAGCAGCAUUUCCUGCCACCAUGGCAGGAAGGCCAUCAGAAGAUGGAUACAAUUGGAGAAAAUAUGGACAGAAACAGGUUAAAGGUAGCGAGUAUCCUCGAAGCUAUUACAAAUGUACUCACCCCAAUUGUCAGGUAAAGAAAAAGGUGGAACGUUCCCAUGAUGGUCAGAUCACUGAAAUCAUUUACAAGGGAUCCCAUAAUCACCCAAAACCUCAGCCAAAUCGUCGCUCAGCUGUUGGAUUAGGGUUUCCAGGUAGUGAGUUUUCAGAUAGACCUGAACAAGCCCAAGGUUCUCUUGUCAAAGUUGAAGGGGGCUCAGUAUGGAGGAGCUUUCUGGGGUCUGUUAAAGACAAGGGGGGCACAGAGUGGAGGGGAGAUGGCCUUGAGAGGACUUCUUCUGCCUCUGUUGUAACUGAUAUUUCAGACCCAUCUUCGACUGCUCAAGCGAAACAGUUUUGUAACCUUGAUUCUACGGAUACUCCUGAGCUUUCAUCAACGUUACCCAGCGAUGAUGAAGACAGGGCUACCCAAGGAAGUGUAUCUCAUGGAGACGAUGCUGAUGAAGAGGACUCUGAGUCUAAGCGAAGGAAGAAGGACAGUCUUCUGAUUGAAACCAACUUGGGCUCCAGGGCUGUACGUGAACCAAGAGUAGUUGUGCAAACGACUAGUGAAGUUGAUAUUCUUGAUGAUGGAUAUCGCUGGCGCAAAUACGGGCAGAAAGUUGUUAAAGGAAAUCCAAAUCCAAGGAGCUACUACAAAUGUACCAAUGCUGGAUGCUCAGUCAGAAAACACGUUGAAAGGGCCUCCCAUGAUGUCAAGUCUGUUAUCACCACGUACGAGGGCAAGCACAACCAUGACGUACCCGCUGCUAGGAAUAGUGGAGCACACGCCAGCUCUUCUGCCCCUUCUAACACGGGCACCGCCACCUCCUCUUCACCCCCCCAAGUUCAACCACUUGCACCUCCCAUAGUCCCGAAGCCUGAGCCCCAACCCCAAGACCUAGUCCCUCGUUUUGGGAGAGCACCUGAAUUGAGCUCUAAUUUCAUGGAAUCACAUACUCUCCCUAGCCUUAAUGGUGAUAUAAAGCUUGGGGUUUCAACCAGUUAUGACAUGAAACUUCCUCCUUUGCAAACUAUGCCUUUAAGCACUUUCGGGAUGGGCAUGGCCCAUGGCAAUGUGCAUCACUUUGGACCCACAUUGCCCAACAUUGGCCCCACACCAAACUUUGUGGGGCCGUUUCCUAUCAACAUGCGUAGACCUCAGAGUGUUGGUCACGGGUUUAAUGGUGCAAAGCCAAUGCAUGUGCCCAUGCCCAUGCCCAUGCCCAUGCCUAUGACCAUGGGUUCUGUUCAAUCUUAUGGGAUGCAGCCUAAAGAGACCGAGUCAAGGUUCUUGAGACCGAAGGAAGAGCCGAGAGGAGAGCCCAUGUUUGAGGGGCGCUUGCCUGUUGGCCAUGGGGCAAAUGGGUCACCUUCUGUGUACCAUAAUCAUCAAAAUCACAAUCAGACUGUGGGGAGGUUUCCUUUGUAAAUAUGGUCAGCGGCUUUAGGAAUUUGGAGCUUUCUGGCCACUGUGUAACAUUAUCUUAUACACAAUGUUUUAUAUCGGCUGCAGCGAAAGAAGCAAUCUGUACUUAAAUCAUAUGUUGUAAUGGAUUGUUUCCUUGGUUA
Messenger RNA from Amborella trichopoda, 2981 nucleotides. Its product is annotated as WRKY transcription factor SUSIBA2. Gene Ontology annotation, molecular function: DNA-binding transcription factor activity; sequence-specific DNA binding. Lineage: Eukaryota; Viridiplantae; Streptophyta; Magnoliopsida; Amborellales; Amborellaceae. Gene Ontology annotation, biological process: regulation of DNA-templated transcription. The record is from RefSeq and is a predicted model, not a curated record.